This is a messenger RNA of Paramecium tetraurelia, 1159 nucleotides long. RefSeq lists its product as uncharacterized. The record is from RefSeq and is a predicted model, not a curated record. The transcript has a single exon. Lineage: Eukaryota; Ciliophora; Oligohymenophorea; Peniculida; Parameciidae.
AUGUAAGAAUAGUAGAAUCCUCAUUCUAUAAAAAAGCAAUAAAAGGAAGAAAAGAUGAAAAAGUUGCUUAUGAAAAUGGCUUUAAACAUCCUACGCAAGUUUUUUAAUAGUAAAGGACUUCCCUAUCACCCUUUAAUAACUUGUGUAAGUAUAAAACCUGGGUGUCCCAACAGGUGUGCCUCUCUCUAGUCUUAUCCUAAUCAAUCCGUAUGGAAAUCUUUGAUAGAGUUGCCCAAAAACAUUCAAAAGGAGGUAGCAGACUUUUUAACAAAAGAGUUAUAAGAUAAAUAAUAAAAAUUCUCCUAAAAUUUCUUGGUAGAAGCUUGCAUAAGGAUUAAUAAUAGCUUUGACUUUUCCAGUUUCUACAAAGAGCCAACUCUUUCAAAUAAUUAAACAGAUCAGAUAGAAUAAGAUAUUUAAGGGGGGGAAGCCAAUGAGAACAUGGAUAAUGGAAUUAAGAUAAAAUAAAAGAAGUGGUCAAAAGGGCAAGACUUUGUAAGUGAAUCAAAAUAGAUUUCUACCUAAAUGAAAUUAUGUAAUCAACAUCCUCCUUUAGUCAAAGUAAAUUAAACUCACUAUCACAAAAUGAGGACUCUGCUCGAAAAGAUUAAGGAUUAGAAAUUUAAAUGGUCAAAAGAAAUGAAAGUCUUUGUGGAAGAACUUGAAAAGUUCAUUUAAAAUGAUCCAUCAAAUGAAUCUCUAAAACCAAAGAAAAAGAUAAAAAAGUCAAAUGAUAAAAAGGAGUGUUAAUAACAGGAGGACGACGAGUCUAUUUAAAGAUCUAAAACAAUCCUAAACGAUAUCAAAUAAGAAGAGAAUUCAGCAUAAGACUUUCUCGAAUAAUUCAAAUAACAAAUUAAAUAAAUAGAACCUGGGAUUGUUAUGUACCUUCCAGAAUACUCAAAGAUAAGUCCACAAUACUAUUCAUAUUGUAAGAAUCUAGAAGAUGAUUAUUUCAAGGAGCUUUACUACAUGGUCAGAGUUGAGGAAAUGGUUUUAAAUCCAUAAAAUAUAUUAAGAACAGUUAAAUAAUGUCCAUGGAAUCAUAAUUCUCUGUACCCAUUUAAAGUAGAACAUGAAGCUCAAAUGAAAUGAAUUGCUUAUAUAUGAUAAAUUAAGUUAUUUCUACAGAAAAUAUUUGAUAGGCUUUGCAAAAAAA